Molecule: messenger RNA, 2430 nt
Organism: Gossypium raimondii (Peruvian cotton)
Lineage: Eukaryota; Viridiplantae; Streptophyta; Magnoliopsida; Malvales; Malvaceae
Product: trihelix transcription factor DF1
Exons: 2
Coding region: 294-2003 (569 amino acids)
Source: RefSeq, a predicted model, not a curated record
GCUUCUUCCACUUUUUUUUUCCCCAGCAAAAGAGAAAAACAACUGAAGAUCCCUUACAGAUUAAACAAUAUUAGAAAAGAAAGGAAAAAAAAAAAGUUCUCGUUUGCAAAUUGCUUUUUAUUUUUUUAUUUGAAGGGUUGAGAUUGAUAGGCAGAUCCACACCCCAAAAAUAAAUAAAUAAAUUCACCAUCCAUCUUCUUACAUAAAAAACCCUUUGAUAAUAUUCACCUUUCACUUUGUUAUACUUAAAUUUUUUUUCCUUCUUCUUCUUCUUCUUCAUAUUUUGGUGCUGUAUGGAGUCAAGUAUGGUAGAAGGGUCAGCGGAAGCGGCAACGACGGUGGCUGGAAUCCAUGAAGGAAGUGAAGGUGAAGAAGAUAGAGGUAGGGUUGAUGAAGGUGAUCGGAGUUUUGGAGGAAAUCGAUGGCCUAGGCAAGAGACUUUGGCUUUAUUGAAGAUACGUUCCGACAUGGAUUCCCUUUUCCGGGAUUCAACACUUAAAGGUCCAUUGUGGGAAGAGGUUUCCAGGAAACUAGCUGAGCUUGGUUAUCAUCGAAGUGCUAAGAAAUGCAAAGAGAAAUUCGAGAAUGUUUACAAGUAUCACAAGAGAACCAAAGAUGGCAGAACCAGCAAAGCUGAUGGCAAGACCAAGACUUAUCGUUUCUUUGAUGAAUUAGAAGCCUUUCAAAACCUUCAUUCACUUCAUCCACUGUCACCUCCUAAACCUCAAACUCCAACCCCAACGUCCGCUUCUGUCAUGAACCCUACCAAUGUACCUCAAUCCCAUGCCACUGUACCUUCCAUCAACCCUACCUUGUCUACCCAACCGGUUCCUCCUCUCCAUUCCAUUAAUCCUUGUUUCUUUAAUAUUUCAUCCAAUCUUUUCUCCACUUCCACCUCUUCCUCGACCACGUCCAAUGAUGAUUCGUACCAAGGAAGCAGUGGGAAGAAGAGGAAAUGGAAGGAGUUUUUCAGGAGGCUGACCAAGGAGGUGAUUGAGAAACAAGAGGAGUUGCAGAACAAGUUCUUGCAAACCAUAGAGAAAUGCGAACAACAAAGGUUGGCUCGUGAAGAAGCUUGGAGGGUGCAAGAAAUGGCAAGGAUCAACAAAGAACAUGAGCUUUUAGUCCAUGAAAGAUCCAAGGCUGCUGCCAAAGAUGCUGCGGUGUUUGCAUUCUUGCAAAAGGUAUCGGGACAACAACCCAACACGGUGCAAGGCAAUCCUCAGCCUCAGCCACAGCCACCUCCUCCGGCGCAGCCGAUGUUAGCUCCGUUAUCGACGCCUCCUCCUCCUCCUGUGCAGGUGAAGCAGCCAAAGACACACCCGCCGCCAACUCAAGCUUUGAAUUUUGAUACCUCAGAAAUGAGUAAUGGAGGGAAUAGUGCGGUUUCAGUUUCACUUUCACCGAGUCCUUCACGAUGGCCAAAAGUUGAAGUUGAGGCUCUUAUAAAGCUUAGAACUAAUCUUGACAUUAAGUAUCAAGACAAUGGACCAAAGGGUCCCCUGUGGGAAGAGAUCUCAGCCGCCAUGAGAAAUCUGGGAUAUAAUCGGAGCGCAAAGAGAUGCAAAGAGAAAUGGGAAAACAUUAACAAAUACUUCAAGAAAGUAAAAGAAAACAACAAGACACGGCCCGAAGAUUCCAAGACAUGCCCAUAUUUUCACCAGCUGGAUGCCAUCUACAAAGACAAAAUAAGCAAAAACGGCAACUCCCUCGCCACUUCAUCACCUUACGGUGUCAAGCCCGACAGCAGGUCCACGGUGCCACUAAUGGUAAGGCCCGAACAACAAUGGCCUCCACCGCAAGGAAACAACCACCAGGCCGAGACGGUGGCGAUGAUGGAAGAAGAAGCUGACAAAGGCAAUGUGGGUCACAACAACAAUCACACCCAAGAAGAAGAAGAAGAAGAAGAAGAAGAAGAAGAUGGGGAUACUGAAGAUGAAUAUGAAGGGAAUGAUUUCGAGUUAGUAGCAAAAACUGCUCCAAUUGGCAGUGGCGGCGAGUGAGACAACAAAGGGAAGCUUCUAAUCAAAGAUGACAUCAACUCGGACACUGACAAGGUGGUUUUACUACUAUACUAUAUUUUUACUUUGGUAAAACAAAAAAAAGAAGAAGAAAGGAAAACACACACAUACACACACCAUAGCUUAUCCUCAAAAACAUGAAAUUUGUCUUUGACUGAGAAGUAACAAAAUUUUGUUGGUCUGAAGAGGGGAAAAGUGAGUCAGAUUCUGAUGAAUUCAGCAACAAGUAGUGGGGGUGACAUGGAUUAACAGCCAUGCACAUGGGGUGUAAUUUUAUUGUGGGGUUAAAUGUUUUUUCUUUGUUAUAAUUUAUUAUUUGAUUGCUAAAUAAAAAUGUUAAAAAGUGUGGAGUUUGCACAGUAUCAUUAAAAAAUAAAAUAAAAUAAAAGCCAAUUAGCUCUUUGUAUGA